Molecule: messenger RNA, 3800 nt
Organism: Sebastes umbrosus (honeycomb rockfish)
Lineage: Eukaryota; Metazoa; Chordata; Actinopteri; Perciformes; Sebastidae
Gene: galnt2
Product: UDP-N-acetyl-alpha-D-galactosamine:polypeptide N-acetylgalactosaminyltransferase 2
Exons: 16
Coding region: 369-2075 (568 amino acids)
Cellular component (GO): Golgi apparatus
Source: RefSeq, a predicted model, not a curated record
UUCCAACAGAGGGACAAGUCUCCUCCUCCCCUCCUCUCUGUAGCUGUAGCACGGCUCCGCACGGCUCGGCUCAGCUCGGCUCUCUGCUGCUGGCAGCCCCGGCCCUCCUCCUCUUCCUCCUCUUCCUCCUCCUCCUCCUCCUCCACGGGUCUUUCUGAGCCGGUGUGUGAUUGGAUCAGAGUCGGAUAGCCUUUGCCCUCUAACCCCGCUGAUGUUGUCUGGCUGCUUCCUGCUCUCCCUCCGCUCCUCCAGCUCCUCCUGACCGACCGACUCACGAAGCCUCGCUGAAGCCGCACGGCGAAGCGCCUCGCACGGACACAGACAACCGGGACGAGCCGCUAGAGGAGGACGACAAACCCGAGGCAGCCAUGCGGAGGAAAUCGAGGAUAUUGUUAUGUUUUGCGGUGCUGUGGGUGCUGGGGAUAGCCUACUACUUCUACUCGGGGACAUCGUUGAGUCGGAAGGAUGAUUGGGGCUCCAGUGACUCGUCCAGUAGGAGCAAAGCUCACCUGUCUGACGACAAGACUCACGGCCUGGAGACUCUGCCGCCAGGUAAGGUGCGCUGGCAGGACUUUGACCAGGAUCUGUACGUUGGUGCCACGGUGGUCCGACCGGGUCAGGAUCCGUAUGCCAGGAACAAGUUCAACCAGGUGGAGAGCGACAAACUCCGUAUGGACAGAGCCGUACCUGAUACGAGACAUGACCAUUGCAGACAUAAACAAUGGAAGACAGAGCUGCCGGCCUCCAGCGUCGUCAUCACCUUCCACAACGAAGCUCGCUCUGCUCUGCUGCGGACUGUGGUCAGUGUCCUGAAGAAAAGUCCUAUUCACUUGGUCAAAGAGAUCAUUCUGGUUGACGACUACAGUGAUAACCAGGAGGACGGAGCGCUGCUGGGGAAGAUCGAAAAAGUGCGCGUGUUGAGAAACGACCGCAGAGAAGGACUGAUGCGUUCGAGGGUUCGUGGUGCAGAUGCCGCCACGGCACCCGUCCUCACCUUCUUGGACUCUCACUGUGAAUGUAAUGACCACUGGCUAGAGCCGCUACUAGAGAGAGUGGCAGAGGACAAGACCAGAGUAGUUUCUCCUAUCAUUGAUGUCAUCAACAUGGACAACUUCCAGUACGUAGGAGCCUCGGCCGAUCUGAAAGGAGGUUUUGACUGGAAUUUGGUAUUUAAAUGGGACUACAUGACUCUGGAGCAGAGACGAGCCAGACAAGGCAACCCCAUCGCCCCCAUAAAGACUCCAAUGAUAGCAGGAGGUCUAUUUGUCAUGGAUAAGGAUUACUUUGAGCUGCUGGGAAAGUAUGACAUGAUGAUGGAUGUAUGGGGAGGAGAAAACCUUGAGAUCUCAUUUCGAGUGUGGCAGUGUGCUGGCAGUCUGGAGAUCAUCCCCUGCAGCAGAGUUGGCCACGUCUUUAGAAAACAGCAUCCAUACACCUUCCCUGGGGGCAGCGGGACUGUGUUUGCAAGGAACACGAGGAGAGCAGCAGAGGUGUGGAUGGACGAGUAUAAAAACUUCUACUACGCUGCCGUCCCCUCGGCGAGAAACGUCCCCUACGGAAAUAUCCAGAGUCGUCUGGAGAUGAAGAAGAGAUUAGGAUGCCAGCCAUUCAAAUGGUACCUGGAGAACGUCUACCCUGAACUGCGAGUCCCGGACCACCAGGACAUCGCGUUUGGAGCCUUGCAGCAGGGAGGAAACUGUCUGGACACCCUGGGUCAUUUUGCGGACGGCGUGGUGGGCGUCUACGAAUGCCACAACGCCGGGGGAAACCAGGUAGCGUUACUACGGCAACACACGCAGGAAUGGGCGCUGACCAAAGAUAAGUCAGUGAAACACAUGGACUUGUGUCUGACUGUGGUGGACAGAACGGCCGGCUCCCUCAUCAAACUACAAGGCUGUCGAGAGAACGACAGCAGACAGAAAUGGGAGCAGAUUGAGUCCAACUCGAAGCUUCGCCACGUGGGCAGUAACCUCUGUCUGGAUAGCCGCAGUGCCAGGAUGGGCGGGCUCACCGUGGAGGUCUGCAGCCCGAGCCUCAACCAACAGUGGAAAUUCACCCUGAACUUACAAUCCUAGGGGGCGCUACAGAGCCUGGGAAAAGCUGGAUACUGAUAGAGACACCAACAGACUCUGAGAUGCGGAUAAAGAGAUGGAAACCUCUAGGAGAAAGACAAACUUGAUGGAUAAAUGGAUCCCUCUCGCUCCUCCUCAGAGGUGCAGCCAGUCACGUCUAUACACCUCUCCCCCACCCUCACCCCACCCAAAACAACAAAGAGCCACACCCACUGGGGGAGGGGCUUGUAGACCAUGAUGGAAACAUAAACAGGAAACUGACUGUGUUUGGUGGAUGGAUGGUGACAGUGAUGAUCAUGAUGAGGAUAAAAGCGAUGAAGAGGCUUUCCAUCCAAACUACAUACCUCAGUGUUUUUUCAUUGAUGGUUCCAGAAGCAAAUUUUCUUCUUUUACUUUCUUUAAUGCUGGUGAGGUAGAACUCUUUUUACUUUGUAAUUAUUUUAUUUUAUUAUUAAUAAUAUUUUUUAUUUCACGGAGGUUUGGCAGGAGCUUUUUUUUUUUUUUUUUUUUUAUAAAUGGGACGUUGGUGUUGGCUCCUCUCCGGUGCUCUCUCUCUCUCUUUGUUUCACCACACCGAGUUGGAGCCUCUAACGGCAGACGGAGGCCUCAGGUUGUGGUUUCGCUGACGUUUGGGUGUAGAGCAAUGUGAAGGGAGGAAAAUGGACUCGAUUCCUUGAGCUAUUCCUCUCGUUUACUCUCAUUGGUUCACAGGAUCAACAGAGAAAAGAGAGGCAAAGUGGAUAGAAGAAGAAGCUGUGUGUCCUGCUUUGACAGUUUUUCCUACAGAUUGCAUCUUGGGGAGGGUUGAGGGGGUGCAGGGAGGAGCUUCUCUGCUUUGAACGGGGGCCUGACGCCGGUUUGGUUUGGCCGGAAGUGCAGUUCCUGAAACCAGGAAGUGUCUUGAAGCCACCCCUCAGGAUUUACUGUUUGUCGUCCGGCUGUAGCACUGGCUGCCACAGCAUCUUCACUUCUGCACCAUUAUGUCUCUAAAGAAACAAUCCACCGAAAAAAAAAAAAAAAAUCUCUUAACAGUCUUUUUUUUCUGUCUUUACUUUUGUCAAAAAAAUGGAACCAAAUUUCAAAUGGAUGUUUUUGUGUUUCAGGAACACCAGAGGAGCGAUUAAAAGAGUUUUUUCUUUACAUACUCUCGCUGCUCUCUAACUGCUCCCUGCGGAGCGGCUCACUUUAUACAUCUUUUUUUCCUGCUCAGAUCAUUUUCUUUGCCUGUGUCUAAUAAUAUUGCCAUCGUGGGAAAGUUACUGUCUAAUAAUCACACCCAAACUGGAUUUAAUGGUGCAGCUUUUUCUCUAGAGGUAACAGGGCUUGGCUGCAAAAGGAUAAUAAUGACAUUUAUAAUGUUACUCAUGAUUGAGAUGUUUGUUUCUGUGCUUUCAACACACACACCUGCCUGCUCUUGCACGGCAAUAGAAGGAAACACCAGUGCUCAUAUGAGGCUAACGUUUUCAGACUUGACGUCCCUCUUUUUGUUGACACAGUAAAACCUUGCUUAUUCCAGUCUGUCAUGCAAAAAGCAAACGGUGUCCUGACUCUAGUCAAACUGUAUGAAAUGUGCAUGCUCCUUCUAGCUGCAUGUACCACCAACCAGCUCCCACAGUUACACUCGGUCAGUAGAGGUUCCCAUCAACAUGUUCAUUUUUCUUCAUUGUGCCUGUUAGAUGAGCCAUCUGUUCAGGAGUUUAAAACUGCAAUAAACAAGGUUUUACUGUU